Euleptes europaea (tarantolino) is the source of this 812-nucleotide messenger RNA. Its product is annotated as heme-binding protein 1-like. Lineage: Eukaryota; Metazoa; Chordata; Lepidosauria; Squamata; Sphaerodactylidae. The transcript has 6 exons. The record is from RefSeq and is a predicted model, not a curated record. Bases 43 to 777 code for a protein of 244 amino acids.
AUUCCGGGUCGCGCGAGGCGAGCCAGGGGUUGCUGUGUUAAGAUGGCACGUAUUACCCUUGAGGAACUGAAUGAAAUGGAUGAUGAGGACCUUGAUGAAGAUGAGGAACCCAUGGAUAGGGAGCAACAGAACAGACUGUUUUCUCACUGGGAGGCAAUAGCUAGCACUCACCAAGUGACGCUGCCUCAAGACAUGGCAGGACCAAUAGUACAAAUGACACAACAUAACCAGACACAAGAGUCUGUGCCCUACACUACCUUGUCCCAGCUUGAGAAGAGUGAGGAGACAGCCUAUGAAGAGCGGCUGUAUCCAUCUAGGAAAUGGGCAUGCAUCACCAGAGGGGAGCCCAAGUAUGAACAGAGUGUCUCCCUGGGUUUCAUGAAACUCAUGCGGUAUAUCUGCAAGGAGAACUCUUUACGCCGCCACUUGGGGAUGACGGUGCCUGUGGUCACUCAGAUCCAUCUUAAUAAGGAAGGCACUGAACUGCUGCAAGAUGUCAUUACUGGCUAUUAUCUCCCAGAGGAAUUUCAGCCUAACCCCCCUCUCCCUAUGGACCCUGAAAUCCAAGUCAUAGAGAGAGCACCACUUCAGGUCAUUACAAGGGUGUUUUAUGGGAGCACUACAGAAGAAACGAUCCUACGGGAGAUCCGUCUUCUCUGGGAAUUGCUGGGCUCCACUGAUAAUGUGCUCCAUGAAACCUACAUGGUGGCUUCAUAUGAGAAUCCUGGUGUUCCUAACCAUCGCAAUGAGAUCUGGGUUAUCCGGCGAGCAAACUGAAGGCUCCCAUGAAUUCCUGACAAAACUGUAAUCCG